Messenger RNA from Alexandromys fortis (reed vole), 1394 nucleotides. It is a transcript of the gene Gjb1, whose product is annotated as gap junction protein beta 1. The record is from RefSeq and is a predicted model, not a curated record. NCBI's taxonomy places the organism in Eukaryota, Metazoa, Chordata, Mammalia, Rodentia, Cricetidae. Bases 165 to 1016 code for a protein of 283 amino acids. Gene Ontology annotation, molecular function: gap junction channel activity. Gene Ontology annotation, biological process: cell-cell signaling. The transcript is spliced from 3 exons. Gene Ontology annotation, cellular component: connexin complex.
GUACCUAGUGGCAUUGAACAGACACGCCUGCAUACAUUCCCUGGGAAAAGGUAGCUGCAACCAGGUGUGGCAGUGCCUGGGAGAACUGGGAACAAAUACACAAGUACUACCGCUUCUGGGGAUUGAACUCAGGGCUCCUGCCAACUAGGUGUGAAUGAGGCAGGAUGAACUGGACGGGUUUGUACACCUUGCUCAGUGGCGUGAAUCGGCAUUCUACCGCCAUCGGCCGAGUAUGGCUGUCGGUCAUCUUCAUCUUCCGAAUCAUGGUGCUGGUGGUGGCUGCGGAAAGUGUGUGGGGCGAUGAGAAAUCUUCUUUCAUCUGCAACACCCUCCAGCCUGGCUGCAACAGCGUCUGCUAUGACCAGUUUUUCCCCAUCUCCCACGUGCGCCUGUGGUCCCUGCAGCUCAUCUUGGUUUCCACCCCAGCUCUCCUCGUGGCAAUGCACGUGGCUCACCAACAGCACAUGGAAAAGAAAAUGCUACGACUCGAGGGUCUCGGGGACCCCCUCCACCUGGAAGAGGUGAAGAGGCACAAGGUCCACAUCUCAGGGACACUGUGGUGGACCUAUAUCAUCAGCGUGGUGUUCCGGCUGCUGUUCGAGGCAGUUUUCAUGUAUGUCUUCUAUCUACUCUACCCCGGCUAUGCCAUGGUGCGACUGGUCAAGUGUGAGGCCUACCCCUGCCCCAACACAGUGGACUGCUUUGUGUCCCGCCCCACCGAGAAAACCGUCUUCACUGUCUUUAUGCUCGCCGCCUCCGGCAUCUGCAUUAUCCUCAACGUGGCAGAGGUGGUGUACCUCAUCAUCCGGGCCUGUGCCCGCCGUGCUCAGCGCCGCUCCAAUCCACCCUCCCGCAAGGGCUCGGGCUUCGGCCACCGCCUCUCACCUGAAUACAAGCAGAAUGAGAUCAACAAGCUGCUGAGCGAGCAGGAUGGCUCUCUGAAAGACAUACUGCGCCGCAGCCCUGGCAGCGGGGCCGGGCUGGCUGAGAAGGGCGACCGAUGCUCAGCCUGCUGAUGCCCAUGUACCAGGCAACCUCCCAUCCCACCCCUCCCUCACCCAGCCCUGGCCUGCCCCUCCUUUUCCUAUGCCGGUGAGCAGGCCUCUGCCUGCUAGGGAUUACUCUAUCAAAACCUUCCUUCUCUCCCUACUCCCUUCCUUGGAGAGCCUUCUGUCUAAGAACUAGCCUGCUGGGGAGUGGAGAGCCACCUCUGCAGCAGGGCUCAAGGUUACUGAGGGUGUGGGUAGCUCUUUCUGCCUGGACCCCUUCCUCUUCCCUCUCCCUCUCCCUGGGGAGAUGAGAUGCUCUGUCGGUGUUUCCAAUUAUGAAACUAAUCUUAACCCCCAUGCUGUGAGGUACCCCACUUCGGGAGUCACAUCAGUGGGGAGGGAUGU